Messenger RNA from Parathielavia appendiculata, 772 nucleotides. RefSeq lists its product as uncharacterized. Lineage: Eukaryota; Fungi; Ascomycota; Sordariomycetes; Sordariales; Chaetomiaceae. The transcript has a single exon. The record is from RefSeq and is a predicted model, not a curated record. The coding region runs from base 99 to 605 and encodes 168 amino acids.
CCGAACAUCCGGACCAUCCGCCCAAGGAAUUCACGCUUCCGCUGACGCAGUCGAGUUUCAAGAUCCGACUGGAGGCGCUAAUGCUGGAAUGAGGGGCAAUGGAGCGGGACUUAGACUGGGAGGAAAAGAUGUCAAAGACACGGUUGCUUCUACCACCGUGGCUGCGCAGGAUGCUACGAAGGACUCGGUCUUACCUGCCGAAGAAGAGAGCUCAAGCCCUGGAGGUAGAGGUAAAGGCGAUGAAGAGGAAUUUUGUUACCAGGAACAACAGCCUUUGCCCACGAAGAGGAACCUCAACCUCCCUGAACAUCAGCUACUGUGGGCAGGAACUUGGCGAUGAUGACGGGAGGUUGUUCCCCGCACAGACUAUUUCGAUCACCGUGGGUGAUGGUCAGAAAGAUGGGGGGCUGGUAUCUUGGCUCGACAAUGACAACAACAUGACUGUAAGCGCGAGAGCUUCGCCAUUCUCAGGCCCAUUACCAAAAAUGCCAGAAUAUAACCGCCCCUUCGUUCUCGACCUCUUCACCGGCCUCAUCGGGGCGUACAUUGGACGACAAAUGACCAACCCCGGGGAUGCUUCACGGGUCGUCAACAGCAUCCUGUAGCGGGUGGGCAAAAGGACCAAGUACGGAAUUCUGGACGUGGGAAUUCCCUCAGACUUGUUUUACGAGUGCCUCUUCUUCGACGUGCCGCACUUUCGGCCCGGCCUUCGCAGGGAGGGGUUUUCGAGCUGGAGCUGGAGUGGUUAGAAGAACGGUACUGCAAGCCCUAG